UAUCUUUUUUCUUCUAAAACAAUAAAAAUAAUUUUUUCAAUUUUUACUUAUUCCGGAAAUAUCAGUCCAUGGGGAGCCCAGUCACAACAAUUUCGGACUGACAAGUCCGCAAUUUUUGCAUGUCUGACAGUAUGUACAUUAACUAUUUAUGUAUUAAAAAUUGUGUAUUUAUAUUAUUUUGUAGAGAUAGAGAUCAUGAAAUGGAAAAAAAUUAAAAUACUUUUAACGAAAGAAGUUAUUAAAUGGCGACAAACUCCACAAUCAUCAAUAGUAAAAGAAAUACGACGACGAGAAUUAUUAAAAUUAUAUUUAUUAUAUAGAAGAAUAAAGAAGAGAGAAGAAAAGAAAAUUCAAAAGAGAUUCUGGGUCCGUCCUAUAUUUACCGUAAGACAAAGAUUGUUGCAAGGUGCAAGUAAUAAUCUUAUUAAAGAAAUGGAAAAUUCUGAUCUAGAAAAAUUUAUGGAAUAUUUAAGAAUGGAUACACCUACAUUUAAUGAGUUAUUAAAUCUAAUCAAACCACAUAUUGAAAAACAACGUGCAGUAAGAGAACCGAUUCCUGCAGCAACUCGUCUGCAAAUAUGUUUACGAUAUUUGGCAUCAGGAGAUACAAUGCCUUCAAUUUCAUUUGCAUUUAGAGUGGGAUUAAAUACUGUCUCUAAAAUUGUUAGUGAAACAUGCACUGCUAUUUGGAAUGUUUUAAGUAACCAAGUUUUCCCAGAAAUUACUGAAAAUUUCUGGAAAGAAAAAGCAGAAGAAUUUGAAACACUAUGGAAUUUUCCACACUGCAUUGGAGCUAUUGAUGGAAAACAUAUCGAACUUCAGGCUCCACCUCAUAGUGGUUCUACUUUUUAUAAUUACAAAGGCACUCAUAGUAUAGUCCUAUUAGCAUUAGCGGAUGCUAAUUGUCGUUUCACUAUUGUUGAUAUUGGAGCAGAAGGAAGACGCAGUGAUGGCGGUAUUUUUCAAGAAAGUGAGCUUGGAUAUCGAUUAGAGAAUAAUGAUCUUAAUCUGCCGAAACCAAAGUCAAUAAUAGAAAAUGGACCUAAAUUACCAUUUGUCAUAGUUGGUGAUGAAGCAUUUGCCUUGACUUCUUAUAUGCUACGACCGUAUCCUCGAGCAAGUAAUUUAAAUUUAGAAAAGAAAGUGUUUAAUUAUAGACUUAGUCGGGCUCGAAGAAUAAUCGAAUGUUCUUUCGGAAUUUUAUCGGCAAGAUGGCGAAUUUUUCGAAGACCAUUGGCAGUUACCGUAGAAAAUGCAAUUUCUUUAGUCCAAGCAACAAUUUGCUUACACAACUUUCUAAUGGAAAAAGAUUUAAACGUUCCUUUAGAACAGAGACAAUAUGCUAAUAUUGACUUAGAGAACAUAAAUAAUUUUGAUCAAAUAUUAGGUUCUAAUAUAAAUAAUAAUACACUUUCACGAGGUGGACAAAUUCGAAAUGCAUUUACUGAAUACUUCUGUACUGAAGGAGCUGUCGAACAGCAGUGGGAUAAAGCAUAUAAUAAUGACUUUUAAUAUUGUAAAACUAUUGAAUUUUAAUAUUAAAAGGAAAAUUUGCUGACAUUAA
This is a messenger RNA of Temnothorax curvispinosus, 1564 nucleotides long. RefSeq names its product protein ALP1-like. NCBI's taxonomy places the organism in Eukaryota, Metazoa, Arthropoda, Insecta, Hymenoptera, Formicidae. The coding region runs from base 196 to 1512 and encodes 438 amino acids. The record is from RefSeq and is a predicted model, not a curated record. The transcript is spliced from 2 exons.